Messenger RNA from Triplophysa rosa, 1458 nucleotides. RefSeq lists its product as uncharacterized. Bases 572 to 1339 code for a protein of 255 amino acids. Lineage: Eukaryota; Metazoa; Chordata; Actinopteri; Cypriniformes; Nemacheilidae. The transcript has 3 exons. The record is from RefSeq and is a predicted model, not a curated record.
GAAUUUCUGGGAAGGGAGUACCUUUACAGCCAGACUGGCAAAACACUGACUCCAGUGCUCCAGAACCCAGAGGAGGAAGACAGGCUGGAGGAAGUCGAUGACCAGGACCUGCAAGAUGAGGGAUUUGAGGAAGAGAUCAUGGAGGACAUCACAGUUCCAGUGCUGUAUGAGGAUGACCCCUGCCGCGAUCUCAAAAACAGCCCCUCAUCUUUGCCUCUGCCUCAGUCCCCAGCAUCACUGGCUGAGCCAUCCACAUCAACUGGUGGAGAACAACAUCUUGCUCCUGCCCGUUCAGUGCUGUCACAGCCAUCUGAUACUGGAAGCAGUGUCUCCGACGAGGCUCAGGGAGCAGUCAUUGGACCCGAUGGCAUCGCUGGGUGGGACAAGGGUUGAGGAUUUGGCUGGUUACCUGGUGGGUCUUCGUGAGGCUCCUUACCUCACUGAUCUGUAGUUGACAGGUCAGCGGUCUGGAGUCACACCGGGUGUGGAGAGUGUGAAACGGUGUCUGAUUGGACAUCCUGGGGGUCCAGCACAGUAGCGCAGCACCAGCCGCUUGGUUGAGGCCAUUUGUAUGAAGCUGUGUGCUUUACACAAGUCACCGACCAAGAAGGCUGGAGUUUGCACCCCCAGGUGGUCUAAAAUCCUCUCAGAUUACCACCACAUCCGAGAGUUGGUGCUUAACAGUUGCAGGCUGCUGGAUGAAACAAUGAUCCAGCUGUUUGAGCUAAACCAGAGGACACUCAUUCAGUGGUUUCAACGGCGGCAGAAGAAUCAGGAAAUGAGUGUCCUCGCUCAGGGACUGACUCCACCUGACCCAAUUGCUGUGGCUGAUAUGCAGCUUCCUCCGCCGAGGGAAAAUUUGAAUGAAGCGCCCUCGACAUCAAGCCCAAAGCAUCAAUUCAUCCUUCUGCCAAAUCGAGAAGGACAGGCUCCUCUUCUGCGACCAGGUCGACAGCCUGCUGCUGUCACCAGGGAGUGCCCCAUCACACCUGCCCCCACAGCAUCAGGAGAUGUGCAGCCCAUUUCAGCACCUGGGUCAUUGUUAGGCACGCUAGUCCUUAACCCAGACAUGACUGUGUCAAUGGUCAUUCCAUCUUCUGGUGCUUCGACAUCCGGUGCAGGCCCUGCUCCACCUGCUUCUGUGUCUGCUCCUGCAUCUGCUGCUCCUUUGUCCCGUUACACCCAGAGGAACAGGCGCCGGCGGUCCCUGGAGAAGGAAAGCGGAGUCCAUAAGAGGAAGCAUGUGCAAAUGUGGGGCAGCCUAAAACUAAAGACUUUGGCCAUAGCCGAUAUGGCAAUGCCACGUUUUGCUUGCGUUCUUCAAAUGGGAAAUCUUUAGAUGACUGUUUGGCAGAACAGCGCCAGCAAAAUAAACUCCACCUCAUCUUUCAUCUUUCCUGUAUAUAUUUCAUGGGCCCACACGUUCAUAUUCUUCUGUAUGUGUGUGUGUGUGUGUGU